Molecule: messenger RNA, 1167 nt
Organism: Quercus robur (English oak)
Lineage: Eukaryota; Viridiplantae; Streptophyta; Magnoliopsida; Fagales; Fagaceae
Product: RNA polymerase II C-terminal domain phosphatase-like 4
Exons: 1
Coding region: 1-1167 (388 amino acids)
Cellular component (GO): nucleus
Molecular function (GO): RNA polymerase II CTD heptapeptide repeat phosphatase activity
Source: RefSeq, a predicted model, not a curated record
AUGAAGAUAAUUUCCGAGAAGGAUUUUCCACAAGAUUCAUCCAUCAACACGGUUGUCGAUGACGACUAUGAUAAUACACCAGAAGAAAAUAUAGGGGAGAAUUGUGCACAUCGACGUGUUUUUAGAGGAAAGUGUGUCAGCUGUAAGAGGCUGGCAUUCAAGUACGUUCAUGAGGGUAUGCGGUUGUUGUGGGUUACCAAAGAUGAGAUGGAUCGGAUUCGGAAGGUAGAGUCCGCGAAAUUGUUACAAGAUAAGAAGAUGGUCUUGGUUCUUGAUCUAGAUCAAACUCUGAUUCAUUCAACAACAAAAGAAAGAUAUCUGAGAACCCCUCAAGAACUCUUGCAAAAUAACUUAAAGGAUAGCCUAUUCCGUCUGAGUCAACCUUGGGAAAUGAUAAUGGUCAAGUUGAGACCUUCCGUUCACACUUUUCUGAAAGAAGCAAGUACUAUGUUUGAGAUUUACAUGUGUACAAUGAGUACACGAAGUUAUGCAUUGCAAGUUGCUGAGCUUCUUGACCCUGAAAGCGUUUACUUCAAGUCAAUCAUUACACGUGAAGAUUUACUUGAAACAAGCGAAAAGAAUCUUGAUCUUGUGCUAAGGGAGGAACGCAUGGUUCUUAUUAUUGAUGAUACCAUAAGCGUGUGGAGUGAGCAUGAAUUAAACUUGAUUCAUAUUAAGAAGUAUCAUUACUUUGAUUCAGAUCAUGACUGGAGUGUUGUUUCUCUUUCUGCAUUGGGCACUGAUGAAGGUGAGACCACUGGUAAGCUCACCACCGUUCUUCAACAACUUAAACUAAUACACAGACUGCUUUUCAACCCAAAAUUUGAAGGUGGACUUCAGGAUAGAGAUGUUAGAGACAUACUUGAUCGCCUUAGUGUUCUCCAAGGGUGUACAUUAUCCUUCAAACAUAUUUUCCCUUCUGAUUUUAGGCCCAAAAAUUCGCGUCUCUGGUUGAUGGCAGAGGAGUUAGGGGCCAAAGUUUCUAUGGAUAAUUUGAUAAACCCCAUCACACAUGUGGUCACUUGGUUUGCCACCGCGGAGGAGUUUCAGGAGGCAGAGAGGGAAAAAAUUAUUUUGGUCCAUCCAAAGUGGUUACGUGCUUGCUACAUUGCAUCAGAAAGGGUAUCUGAAAAAAAGUAUCUGAUUAAGCCGAAAGAUUCAAGUUGA